This is a messenger RNA of Rubroshorea leprosula, 644 nucleotides long. NCBI's taxonomy places the organism in Eukaryota, Viridiplantae, Streptophyta, Magnoliopsida, Malvales, Dipterocarpaceae. The record is from the annotation of a GenBank genome assembly.
CGAAGCUACGGUUGUUGGCUGUAAUCUCUUGUCCAUUUGGGUUCUCAUUGGAGAGAGGAGAAGGGGAAGAAGAAAAUGGGUUCUUUCAUUUCGAGCUUGUUCGGAGGCGCAGAGGAAGGAUCGGUGUCGUCGGAGCCGUCUCACAUCCUGACAUUUCAUUCAUCCGCUAGAUGGCAGCUCCACUUCAAUUCCGCCAAAGAAUCCCCAAAACUGAUGGUGAUUGAUUUCGCUGCCUCAUGGUGUGGCCCUUGCAAGUUUAUGGAACCGGCGGUGCAUGCCAUGGCUAACAAAUUCACUGAAGUCGAGUUCAUAAAGAUUGAUGUUGAUGAGUUACCUGAUGUGGCACAGGAGUUUGGGGUGCAGGCAAUGCCGACAUUUCUGCUGGUGAAGAAAGGGAAGGAGGUGGACCGGGUGGUUGGUGCACAGAAAGAUGAGCUUGAGAGGAAGAUUGAGAAACACAAGGCACUGCAAGCUGCUGCCUGACAAACUUUCAGUUAAUAUUCUUGCUUUAGUCUGUUUGUUGGAGAAUAAAGAUGAACAAUGUUUGAUCUUUGAUUUGUAAAAACUUUCAAUGAUUAUAAGCAGUUUGGUUCUCAUGGUUCCACAGUUUGUAUUUUUUGGUAUAUUAAAAGGUUAACUGCUUU